This is a messenger RNA of Henningerozyma blattae CBS 6284, 1155 nucleotides long. RefSeq names its product Scj1p (gene SCJ1). The transcript has a single exon. NCBI's taxonomy places the organism in Eukaryota, Fungi, Ascomycota, Saccharomycetes, Saccharomycetales, Saccharomycetaceae. Gene Ontology annotation, molecular function: Hsp70 protein binding. Bases 1 to 1155 code for a protein of 384 amino acids. The record is from RefSeq and is a predicted model, not a curated record. Gene Ontology annotation, biological process: protein refolding. Gene Ontology annotation, cellular component: cytoplasm.
AUGUUGAAACGGUUCCUCUAUUCGUUGCUAGUGGUACAAUUACUAUUUUUAACAGUGCUGGGAGCUGAUGAUUACUACAAGAUUUUGGGUAUAAACAAAAAUUACAAAUAUGAAAAAGAAAUUAAAUCUGCUUACCGUAAGUUAUCCAAGAAAUACCAUCCUGACAAGAAUAAGAACGAUAAGGAUGCUCAACAGAAUUUUAUUAAGGUAGGCGAAGCCUAUGAUGUGUUGGGUGAUCCAGAUAAAAAGAGACAAUACGAUCAAAUGGGCCAUGAUGCCUUUGUUAACAAUGCUCAACAUGGCGGUCCAGAAGGUGGUCCAGGAGGCCAGCCCUUCCAUGAUCCAUUUGAUAUGUUUGAAAAAAUGUUUCAUGGAGGAGGUCCAGGAGGAGGAAACCCAUUCGGCGGCAAUCCAUUUGGCGGUGGCGGUGGCCAAAGAAGAGGCCCAUCUUUGAAAGUGGAACAACAAUUAUCUUUGAAACAAUACUACCAAGGGUUUGACUUCCAAUUUGCCUUAAAUUUACACGAUGAUUGUGAUCAUUGUCAUGGGACAGGUUCUGAAGAUGGUAAGACAAAAGUUUGUCCUGAUUGUAAAGGUAGCGGUAUUAUUAUCCAAAUCAUCAGAAUGGGGAUGAUGACUCAACAGAUUCAACAACCAUGUGGCAGAUGCCGUGGUCAAGGCCAUCUAAUCAAGAAUUUCUGUAAAGUCUGUAAUGGUGCUAAAGUUCAACAGAAAUUAAAAGAUUUUAAAGUGUAUGUGCCUCCAGGUUCUCCAAGAAAUCAUGUAGAGGUUAAAGCUGGUCAAGCUGAAAAAAAUCCAAACUACGAGCCCGGUGAUGUUAUAAUUGAAUUCAACGAAUUGCCAUUGGAUAAUUUAGGUUAUAGAAGACGUGGUAAUAAUCUUUUCAGAACAGAAUACAUAUCAUUAAAUGAAGCAUUAUAUGGUAAUUGGGAAAGAACUUUGGAUUUCUUGGAUCCUAAAAAACGUAUCAACCUGAAACGAUCUCCAAAUGUCACCAUUUAUGAUGGUGAAAUAGAAAUAUUGAAAGGGUUUGGUAUGCCAAUUCCAAACAAAAAGAAUAAAUUCGGUGAUUUAUACAUUGAUUAUAAAGUCAUCAUACCAAAAGGUUCUCAUCAUUUGAAUGAUGAGUUGUAA